UGUUGGUGCGCGCGCACGCUCCCUGGUUCGCCGUGGUCGCGACGACUGUAGCCUGACGUGAACGUGCACGAAUAAGACGAUCAAUUCAAUUUGAGGCUCCUCAAGACCAGGUGGCAACCAUGAGCAAAGUCCACGGCGGGAUGAAAUGCGUGAAAUAUCUGCUGUUCGUCUUCAACUUCAUCUUUUGGUUAUCCGGCUUGCUAGUUCUGGCCGUCGGACUUUGGCUCCGAUUUGACCCAGAAACAGUAGAACUGCUGACCGGCAAUGAUGCCCCUGACACCUUUUUCAUUGCCGUGUAUAUUCUCCUGGGUGCCGGCAGUUUAAUGAUGCUGGUCGGCUUCUUUGGUUGUUUCGGGGCAGUUCGGGAAUCUCAGUGCCUUCUUGCAUCAUUCUUUGCCUGCCUGUUGAUCAUCUUCGCUGCUGAGAUUGCAGCUGGCGUGUUUGGAUUCAUCAACAAAGAGCAGAUUGUCGAGGAGGUGCAAAAAUUCUACAGCAGCUCCAUCGGUGACGCAUCCAAUCCCAACGCAACUGCUAUUGCACUCAUUUACCACAGGACUCUCGACUGCUGUGGGGGCUCGACGUCUGCGACUACAUCGGACCUGUGUGAUGACGCCCCAGAGGGAACCAAGGACUGUCUGAGUGCCAUCACGGAUUUCUUUAAUGAAAGACUUCACAUUAUCGGCUACAUCGGGAUUGGCAUCGGCGGAGUCAUGAUUCUAGGGAUGAUCUUCAGCAUGGUGUUAUGUUGCGCCAUCAGGAACAGCAGAGAGGUCAUAUAGCAGAAGAAAUGCGAGUUGGACUGUUACCUCCUCCAUGCAUAACACACAUGCUCUGCUUGUGGCACGAUUGUGUGACAUUCCUGCUGUAAAUACGGACGCCUCUGAUGUCCUACAUACUGUGUGCCUCUUUGUGUUGGAGGACUAGCCUGCCUUUUCUGUAGAAUUUACUUCAUUUAGAAUGUACGUAAUUUAUGUGCCUACUGGACAAGCCUUGUGGAGUCAAUGUGGGCCAGCACGUUUUAAGGCAGUGUUUUUCCAACUACUGUGCCGCGGUGUAGUGUCUGGUGUCCUGUUGAAAAUCAUCCAGUCAUUAUUAGGUGAAAGUGGAUGAUUUUCCACAGCACAGCACACCACACAUUACGCUGCGGCACAGUGGUUGAAACAGUUUUUAGGAACUGGUUCAAAUCUUGAGCUUGCAUGUUUUUUUUUGCCUUUUUUUCUACUACUGAGCUUCCUACCGGAUUAAAAACCAUGCUUGUUAUUUUACCCUUAAGUGAGUCACUGCCAGUCUAUAAUGCAUUGAGUAUAGGUUGUGGUAGUACAAUAAUUAAAAACACCCAUAAUGGCCAGACAUCAAAUCUAUUUUGGCAGGCAUGAUCAG
This is a messenger RNA of Corythoichthys intestinalis (scribbled pipefish), 1380 nucleotides long. RefSeq names its product tetraspanin 2a (gene tspan2a). Gene Ontology annotation, cellular component: plasma membrane. The transcript is spliced from 8 exons. The record is from RefSeq and is a predicted model, not a curated record. NCBI's taxonomy places the organism in Eukaryota, Metazoa, Chordata, Actinopteri, Syngnathiformes, Syngnathidae. Bases 120 to 779 code for a protein of 219 amino acids.